Alternaria ethzedia is the source of this 1098-nucleotide messenger RNA. RefSeq lists its product as uncharacterized. The transcript has 2 exons. The record is from RefSeq and is a predicted model, not a curated record. The coding region runs from base 1 to 1098 and encodes 365 amino acids. NCBI's taxonomy places the organism in Eukaryota, Fungi, Ascomycota, Dothideomycetes, Pleosporales, Pleosporaceae.
AUGUCGCCUCACGUGAGCCUCGCAAGUGCAGACGCAGAUAAAUCUGUGAUUCGGAAAGGGUAUCCCUCUGUCGCAGCGCCUGCUGGUCAGCUACAUGGCCAUACUGCACCGCAAACGGCAGACUACGACACAAUCAAAUUGAAUCCCCCUAAGGAAGCCGAAAACGUCGAGGAAGCCCUACAGCCCGACAACUCUGAUGACGCGGAUGAAGACGCCGACUGGGAUAAGAGUUUCCCAGCUGGCAUCCCACGGCUGGCUGAAUACAUGGCUCGCGUGCCUGAGCGGGCUAUUUUCCGUACCUUCCGAACGCUCGGCGUGCAGAAUCUUCUCUUCAUGCAAGCAGAGAUUGACUAUCUUGAGUGGAAGCUUCAUAAUGUGAUGACCAAUUUCAGAGAGGGAAAAGGCGGCAUCACCAAAGAAUAUGCCACAGAUUGGGCUUGGAAUACAAUGGAGGAUUCCGCCAAACCACAGCCCAAGCAGUACCAUUUCAUCAUGCAGAUUCGUGAGAAGCUUGAGAAAUACGGUAAACUUAUCGUUCAUCUGUGUGACUAUGGCGCUAACCCACGUAUAGAAGAAGCACUUCUGCGACAACAUAUGCUCGCCAAGAUCGCAGCGCCCGAUCAUUUUGAUCUCGACCAGAUCAAAUCCUACAACGUGUCUCGCGCUACACGCGAUAACUGGAUUUUUCACCACAAGCCUCUUUAUGGCCUUCCUGAAGACUGUCUCAAAUAUGAUCGGUUCCAUGGACAUGUAGCUACAGACCUGAUCUCACUCAAGUCGCGCGAAUACAGCGACUACUUUACUGUGUGGGUCUGCGAGCGGUCACUUACCAUAAUCAGAAUUUUUGGGAGAUUCUUGGAAAAGUCCAAAUUCGGUGGCAGUCCAGUACUUUACGACAGCACUCUCAGAGAGUGCACCCAUUUCUUCACGGCAGUACUUGCUAGUCUAGUGCCUGCCGCUGUUGCAUACAUCUCUCAGCAUGAGAGAGAUGUGUCUCAGAUCGUGGUCAUGGCGUCGACAAACCUUCUGUUAUCGGGCUGCAUGGUCUACUUUGCGGACGCGGAAAGAGUGCAUCUCUUCCUAGCUGGUAUAUUGUAA